AGAAAAGAACCCAAAAGCACAGGACACAUACCGCACCAUCAUGUUCCAGAACCAGACCCCUCCCCCCCCUCCUGCCAUCGUGGCCAGAAGUGUGGGUUCAAAAACCCAUUCUCGGGCUCCCGGAUGGGAGGGCAAGAGGGGCCGUGGGCGAUGCUGGGGGCCAGUAGGAACCGAGCCCGGCUGGCCGCGGUCAAAGGGGGACAGCGAAAAGGGCCCGUAGGGGAAGAGAAUGGGAGAGAUGGGCCCUUUUUUUUUUUUCGUUGGUGGUUCGGGUCGAGAUGCUCGAGUCGAUGAUGGGGCCGCGAGAUCCACAUCGCGGGACGCUGGGUUGCCAAAGUGGGGAGGAAAAUGAUUCACAGAGACAAAAAAAGAAGAGAAAAAAAUUGUUCUAGAAAAAAAAGGACACGAGAGAAAAAUAGAGAUAAAACAAAUAUUAUUAUAUCGAAAGCAAAAACAAAAAAGCCAUCGUCAAUCCCUGGGAAUGUG
Messenger RNA from Gaeumannomyces tritici R3-111a-1, 486 nucleotides. RefSeq lists its product as hypothetical. The transcript has a single exon. The record is from RefSeq and is a predicted model, not a curated record. NCBI's taxonomy places the organism in Eukaryota, Fungi, Ascomycota, Sordariomycetes, Magnaporthales, Magnaporthaceae. The coding region runs from base 41 to 220 and encodes 59 amino acids.